AUGCGCGCUCUUUGGUGGCUCCUCGGGACGGUCGCCGCCGCGAUCCCGAAGAUCCCGAAGCAGGUCGUGCAGUACGGCCGUUUCCGGACGGCGAGCACGCUCCAGUACCAGUCCCUCUGCGCCAUCAUGCACCUCGUCCACGGCGCCGACGGCGCCGUCGCGUGCCACCACCUCGCGCGCGUCGACGCCCGGGGCGUGCCCCUGACGGCGCCCGGCGCGGCCCGCGGCGAUCGUCACACCUACCGCCCGCAGCCCCUGCCGCGGCUCGCGGCCGGCGAAGUCGCGGCGGCCUACAAGACGCACUUCCGCUUCGACGAGCGGAACGACCGCGACGUCUGGGUCUUCGCGACGACGAACGGCACGGACGACACGGGCCCGCUGGCGGCCCUGGGCUACGACGUCAAGCUGGUGCAGUCGACGGCGGAGCUCUUCGACCGCGGCGCGGCCGAAUUCGCGGCGCGCCUCGCGGCGCUCUUCGGCCUCGGCGACGGCGCGCUGCGCCAGCUCCACGACUACGCGCGCUACUGGGAUAUUCUGCGCCCA
Molecule: messenger RNA, 543 nt
Organism: Aureococcus anophagefferens
Lineage: Eukaryota; Pelagophyceae; Pelagomonadales; Pelagomonadaceae
Exons: 1
Source: RefSeq, a predicted model, not a curated record